Messenger RNA from Rhea pennata, 1131 nucleotides. It is a transcript of the gene TBCB, whose product is annotated as tubulin folding cofactor B. NCBI's taxonomy places the organism in Eukaryota, Metazoa, Chordata, Aves, Rheiformes, Rheidae. Gene Ontology annotation, biological process: cytoplasmic microtubule organization. The coding region runs from base 193 to 777 and encodes 194 amino acids. Gene Ontology annotation, molecular function: microtubule plus-end binding. Gene Ontology annotation, cellular component: nucleus; microtubule plus-end; cytoplasm. The transcript is spliced from 6 exons. The record is from RefSeq and is a predicted model, not a curated record.
AAGGCGGCGGCGGCGGCGGCCGGCUCGGGCCCGGCGGCGCCGGUGACGGUGGCGGCGGCCGCUGCCGCCGUCUCGGUGGCGGUGAGCAGCAGCCUCAACGCCUUCCGCGCCCACAAGCGCUACAGCCGCGGCCUCACCAUCGCCGAGUUCAAGUGCAAGCUGGAGCUGGUGGUGGGCAGCCCGGCCUCCUGCAUGGACCUGGAGCUCUACAGCGCCGACGACCGGCUCCUCGGGCGGCUCGACCGCGACGAGGCGCUGCUGGGCUCCUACCCCGUCGACGACGGCUGCCGCAUACACGUGAUCGACCGCAGCGGCGCCCGCCUGGGCGAAUUCGAGGACGUCUCGCGGGUGCCCAAGUACGAGAUGCCCGAGAACGAAUACGACCGGCGGGCGGAAUCCCUCCGCUCCUUCCUCAAGCGGAAGCAGCUGGGCCGCUACGCCGAGACGGAAGAGCGCCGGGGCGGCUCCGAGAUCCGGCGCCUCGCCGAGGAGCGGGAGCUGGCCGACGCCAUCCCGCUGGGCGCCCGCUGCCUGGUGCGGGUGCCGGGGCAGCCGGCCAAGCGCGGCACCGUCAUGUACGUCGGACUGACGGAUUUCAAGCCGGGCUACUGGAUCGGGGUGCGCUACGACGAGCCGCUCGGCAAGCACGACGGCAGCGUGGACGGCCGGAAGUACUUCGAGUGCCAGCCCAAGUACGGCGCCUUCGUCAAGCCACCAAGCGUCACCGUGGGCGACUUCCCCGAGGAAGACUACGGCCUGGAGGAGGACGAGAUGUGAGCCGAGGCCGGCGUUCCGGCCCCCGCUCCGGGGCUUUUCCGGCCACCGGCAGGGACGCUGACCGGCCACCGCCGUUUGAUUUUGUUCUUUUCCCCUUUUUUUAUAUAUAUAUUUUUUUCUUUUUUUGGUGGGGAAAAAUGCCCCUUUUCCUUCCAUUUCCACUCCUGUCCGACCGGAGCCGCCCGCCUUGCCGCCGGUGCCGGAAUUCCCGGAGCCGGAUGGGCCUCCGCUCGGUGCCUCCUCCCAUCCCCCCCCCCGCCGUCCCGUGCCACUUUUGGGGACAAAAAGCUGGGUUUUGGGGGCCCCCCCGUAAGUUAUUGUUUGUGUCCAAUAAAGCCCCCGCGGGGAAGCCGA